Molecule: messenger RNA, 897 nt
Organism: Puccinia triticina
Lineage: Eukaryota; Fungi; Basidiomycota; Pucciniomycetes; Pucciniales; Pucciniaceae
Exons: 3
Coding region: 1-897 (298 amino acids)
Source: RefSeq, a predicted model, not a curated record
AUGCUCGUCUUCCCUUCGCAGUACUUGGAUUCCGAUUCUAUCAUGAUUCGCAUCACCACAUCCGCGCAGUUUUUCAUACAGCCCAACCUCUCCCAGCUUCACCCCCGUUUUACGCCCCAAUCGGUGAACCCGUGGCGCCUCAUACCCCAGCCAUUCCACCAUACUCACCUCGUUGCCGUUCGUCUCGUGCGCACCACGACUGCUCGUUACAACCAACCCGGUCGCCCCUAUGCUAAACAAAACGACGGGAGCGUCAAUUUCCGCCCAACGCGGUCUCACCUACUGUUCACAUCAGCCCCUCCCAGCAUCACUACCGCCCUGACGCCCCAAUCCGUGGACCCGUGGCGCCUCAAACCCCAGUCGCAUCACCAGACCCAUCACGUUGUUGUUUGUCUCGUGCGCGCCACACCUGCUCGUUACACCUCAAAAUUCCGCCCAACUCGUCCCGCCUACCGCGACCCGGAUGGGGGGCCCUUGGAGCCGCCAGACAUCGGCUUGCUCCCUCCGCUCUUUUUCCCAGCCAUUGACGGCUUCGACUUCUCGCUCGACCUGCCCUACCGCGCAGGACCCGCUUGCCCUGCUGCUAACAACCUUCCGGCGCUCCCCUCGUCGCCUCCCUUGCCGUCGUCGCUCUCCAACAUCAUCCAUCCCCUGCUGGCCUUGCUUGCGCCCUUGACCUCGACGCCGGCGCCCUGGCCGCGCUCAUCUCUUCUCCCUCCCUCCCUCCGACCUGUCCCUCCUCCCCGCGCCAUCCAGCCGACGCCCGCCCUUCUCCCGUGUGUCUCCCGCCCCGUCUCUACCACCCUCCUCAACGCCGUCUCUGUCGCCCUCUCUGCCGCCGUCCAUGCUGCCCCCCCUCACCCGUGGUCCCGCACCCACCGGUCCCCCGGCCUCUGA